This is a messenger RNA of Perkinsus marinus ATCC 50983, 619 nucleotides long. Its product is annotated as Brix domain-containing protein 2. Gene Ontology annotation, molecular function: rRNA binding. Gene Ontology annotation, biological process: ribosomal large subunit assembly; rRNA processing. Gene Ontology annotation, cellular component: nucleolus. The transcript has 6 exons. The record is from RefSeq and is a predicted model, not a curated record. NCBI's taxonomy places the organism in Eukaryota, Perkinsozoa, Perkinsida, Perkinsidae. The annotation marks the transcript as partial.
AUGACGGACUCUAGUAAAGAAGAUAAUCAUCCGGAGCUGCAUCAUCAUCAUGAAGAGGUGGAGGAGGAAGUGAAUAAGGAUCCUUAUUACUUGGAGGAGGCUGAGUACAUUAAAACGGAACAUAGAUGGCGUAAUAGACAACGCGUAUUGGUAUUUGGUAGUAGAGGCAUAACAUCACGAUAUCGUCAUUUAUUGGAAGAUAUUAAAAGGAUAUGUGUCCAUAGUAAAUCAGAACCUAAAGUAGAAAAGAAACAGAGGUUACAAGAUAUAAAGGAGAUAUGUGAACUUAAGAGUUGCAAUAAUUGCAUAUAUAUGGAAUGUCGUAAAUCACAAUAUUGUUAUAUGUGGAUGGGAUGUAUGCCUAAUGGUCCUACUGCUAAAUUCCAAAUACAUAAUGUCCAUACCCUUGGUGAAAUGAAGCUUACUGGUAACUGUCUACGUGGUUCAAGACCUCUACUACACUUUGAUGCUGCCUUUGAUAAUACUACUACUCCACAAUUAAUGUUAUAUAAACAGAUGUUCAUAAAGAUGUUUGGGAUACCGAGGAAUCAUCCUAAAUCUAAGCCUUUCUAUGAUCAUGUUAUGGCAUUCUAUUGGUUGGAUAAUAAGAUAUGGAUUA